Molecule: messenger RNA, 1603 nt
Organism: Trifolium pratense (red clover)
Lineage: Eukaryota; Viridiplantae; Streptophyta; Magnoliopsida; Fabales; Fabaceae
Product: B-box zinc finger protein 20-like
Exons: 3
Coding region: 512-1279 (255 amino acids)
Biological process (GO): photomorphogenesis; regulation of DNA-templated transcription
Cellular component (GO): nucleus
Molecular function (GO): zinc ion binding
Source: RefSeq, a predicted model, not a curated record
AUGACCAUGCCUAUACAAGUUCAGACAAAAUUACAAUUAGAGUGAAAGCUUUCACUAUAUAUAUAAACAAAUAGAGCAAUAACCCUCAGAACCAACUUGCACACUUUCCUCUUUACUCAUUGAAAGAGAAUCACACAUGGAAAGAGUCAGAGAAAAGAAACAGGUAUGACAAUGCACUCAUCCAAAGUUUUCAGAAAGUCAGAUAACACACUAAGAAAAUACUCCCCUCUUACCUGAUCUUAGCUGUUCUCUCUGAUCCAUUACCCAAAAUCUCAUACCAAACGCCCAUAAUUCUGGAUCAGAUCCAUGCAUUAGUUGAUUCUGAUCGUUGAUUUGAGAUCGAUAAGCUCCUACUCCCUCCAAGUUAUCUUAAACUAUUUUUUUACCAUUGAUUUGAGAUCAAACUGAAAUUAAUAAUUGUGUUAGUCUGCGUUGAAUCCAAAUCCCAUAAUUCUUUUGUCCCCGCCCGGGCUUGUCUUCAAAUCAAAACCCAAUACUCAAACAUAAAGAGAUGAAGAUCCAGUGUGAUGCAUGUCAGAAACAAGAGGCUUCGUUGUUCUGCCCUGCAGAUGAAGCAGCUAUCUGUAAUCACUGUGAUCAUACAAUCCACCAUGCCAACAAGCUCUCUGCUAAACACAAACGUUUCUCUCUUCACCACCCCACUUCCAAAGACAUCCCUCUCUGUGAUAUCUGCAAGGAGAGACGUGCAUAUCUAUUUUGCAAAGAAGACAGGGCAAUACUUUGCAGAGAAUGUGACAUUCCUAUCCAUAGAGACACUGAACUUACCAAGAAACAUAACAGAUUUCUUCUCGCAGGCGUGAAGAUCGGUGCUGCUGCUUCUUCUUCAGAUCCAACAACUUCGAAUGGCUCAGAAGUAAGAACCUCGCUUUCAAGAGAAUCGCGACCAAGUUCAUUUUCAAGUGAAAAUAACCGUUGUUCUCGCACUUUCAAAGACAACAUGGCUUGUGACACAGUUUCAACAAGUAGCAUUUCUGAAUACUUGAUUGAAUCAAUUCCUGGUUACUGCAUGGAAGACCUUUUUGAUGCUUCUUUUGCACCUAGUGUUUACUGUAAGGAUUAUCAACAAAACCAAGAUCAUCAAGUUAUAAGCAUGUGUGACUCGGUACCACAAUAUGAAGUUAGAUCCCCUCAGCUUAGCCUUAGUGCUAAUUCGAACGUUCCACAGAUUGAUUCUUUAGAUGGGGUUAUGGAAAUGCCAGUAACAAAAGCUGUCGAAGGAUAUUCGAGUUGGAGAUACAAUGUACUUUUGGAUCGGUAGUGAAUUUGAAAAAAUCACAAUUACACUGAUUUUGUUAAAACAUCAAAGUAUAGUUUUUGCCAAAAUCUCAGUGGGUCAUUGUAAUUUUGUCGAUCUCACUGCAAAUCCAUUUAUGCAUGUAGUGGUUACAAAGUUCCUUCAAUGAGUCCUCCAUACAUCAAACAAUGUAGCGGCUCUCGUUAAUCAACGUUUUGUAAAAAUCUGUUAGAAAAAUUAUUUGUUUUCUGCGUUAGUUUACAAUUUUAUAAGUAUCUUCUCAAAAUUUGUAUUAAAGUUCAUUUUUAGAUUUGAUUUGCUUCCAGCAAUUUAUACAAUAAGAUGCAA